Messenger RNA from Sitodiplosis mosellana (orange wheat blossom midge), 3038 nucleotides. RefSeq lists its product as uncharacterized. Gene Ontology annotation, cellular component: COP9 signalosome. Lineage: Eukaryota; Metazoa; Arthropoda; Insecta; Diptera; Cecidomyiidae. The record is from RefSeq and is a predicted model, not a curated record. The transcript has 7 exons. The coding region runs from base 1365 to 2537 and encodes 390 amino acids.
AGUUCGAGGUUAAAUGUUUCUAUGAAAAGACGUGCUUUUCGGUCGUGUGCAUAAUGAUUUUCCCACAACGUGUACUACCCUCAGUUCAGUGUGUAUAUAUAUACGUCUUAAAAAAAUAUUCAACGGGGAGAUGCGUCGAAAAAUGAAAAUCGAAUAAACAAUCUAUCUUUCAUUGGGCAAGAACCAACGAAAAAAAAAAUAAAACAGAACCCACACACAUACUCUAUACAAAUCGACUUUUGUUCAGUGAGUUUUAUUGUUGUUUGGUUUUUUUUUCGGUCUGUUUUUGGUUUUGGAGAAAAAAGGACAAACAUCGGAAAAUGUUGGUGUAGAAACAGAAACGGAAAAAAAAAUUCACGUCAAAUUUUACUUUUGGAACUGACAAAAAAAAUUACAGAAGAAAGAACGAAGUGUAAGCCAGUUUAAUUUUCACGAAAAAAAAUAUUUAUCGUGUGUAUUUCGUUGUAAAAGAAAAAAACAAAUUACAAACGGAGAGAAUUAAGAGAAACAACAACAAAUGAACGAAACCAAGAAAUGGAAAUGAAAUUAAGUUGUGAGCAGGAGAAAAAAAAAACAAUAUAGCAAAAGAUCACAUCGACCCCGUGUGGAAUGCAUAUUUGGGUUUCGACAUCAAGUUGUCAACGAGCAUUGGUGGCCCAUUGAAAUAAGAAGUGCUGCCUUUGAUCAUAGUUACUAUACAGUGGCCCUAAAUCGUGUUGGAAUUGAAAAAAUCACUUUGAAUUCAGGUGUAGAGAAGGUAUUCGGUCCAUGUUUUGGAUCAACGUUUAUAACAGCACCAGACGGCAGUAGAACAAAGUUUGUCUCGCAUCCAAGAUGGAAUGUUAUAUGCUGAAUUGGACUUGAAUCUUUGUAAGGAAAUGAAAGAGAAAUGCGGAUUCAAUAGCUCACAACGUCUAUCGUACUACAAAAAUAAAUGGACUCAAGCCGCGCAUCCAUCAUUUAUUCCACAAAUUAUUUCAGAAAAAUAAAAACAAAUUCAUCAUUUUUCUUUUUUGUUUUGUCUAUUUAAACAAAUAGAUUUGAUUUUACAACAUUUCAACCGUCGCAUUAACCGUAUCCAUUGUCCAUAUUCUGAUGUAGCAUUGAACGCACUUCAAUUUGCAGCGAAAUAAGAAAAAAAAUGCGCAAAGUGACAUUUGUUUAGAUACAACAUUUGGUUCAAUUUACAACAUAAAUUUGUUCUUUAUUUCUUUUUGCUGUGAAUCAACAUUUUCUAGCCGAUUUUCCAAAAGAAACGACGAAUACAACAAUCACGUUUUUAGUUCGGUUUAGUUUGAUUAUAAAAUUUGUGUUUUUGCUGUCGAAUAAAAUUUUCUAAACGAGUGAGAAAAAAACACACAAAAAUGGAAAAUGCAAAAAAUGGCGCGAGCGAAUCACUUACAUACAGUUCAUUGGAAGCGUCUCAGAUGCAGCCUGAAGUUCCUGAUUUCUUGACCAGCAUCAAAAAUGCACUGGAAGGCCCAAACGUUUAUAAUUUCGCCAAUCUGUUGGUACAUCCAAAUGUUCGCAAGUUGAAAAAUACAGCGCACACCAACUAUUUGCACACAUUGCAUCUGUUUGCGUAUGGUACAUACAAAGAGUACCUGGCAAACCGAGGCAAUUACAUCGAAUUGAGUGAUGCCAUGGAAAAUAAAUUGAAACAUCUUACCAUCGAAAGAAUGGCUAUUCGUAAUACCUGCAUUCCUUAUGAAGACCUAUGUGCACGUUUGAAUGUCAAUGUUGAUUCUGAUUUGGAACAAUUGAUCAAUGAAACCAUCGCAGCUGGUCUCAUUCAAGGUAGUUCAGAUGCCAUGAAGCGAGAGCUGAGAAUAGAUUAUGUGAUCAGUGUUGAAAAUAUAGGCGUUCAAAUGAUCGAAAAUGCACUCGGAAAAUUGAACGUCUGUGAUUUUACCACUCUAUUGGCACAUCCAAAUGUUCGCAAGUUGAAAAAUACAGCGCACACCAACUAUUUGCACACAUUGCAACUGUUUGCGUAUGAUACAUACAAAGAGUACAUGGCAAACCGAGGCAAUUACAUCGUAUUGAGUGAUGCCAUGGAAAAUAAAUUGAAACAUCUUACCAUCGUGAAAAUGGCUUUUGGUAAUAAAUGCAUUCCGUAUGAAGACCUACGUGCACGUUUGAAUGUCAAGGUUGAUUCUGAUUUGGAACAAUUGAUCAAUGAAACCAUCGCAGCUGGUUUCAUUCAAGGUGGUCCGGAUGCCGUGAACCGAGUGCUGAAAAUCGAUUACAUAGUACCUCUUGACAUUCGAGGUAAAAGACUUAAAUCAUUUUGGGAAAGAAUAAUUGGCUCUAAAGUGCAGGUAUGCUUCAAAUUAGUUGUAGGGGUAAUACUUUUUUUUUCUUGCUUUAAUUAUUGUUUCGGCGAAUCAGUUCUCUAUUGGUACGGCAAUAUCGAUUAUUGUAGCUUUUGUUGUUGUAUAUCUGAUCGCAUCUUCUGCACUAUCAUAUUUUUAUUCGAUUGCAUCAUAAUUGUUUAUAAAUUGGUUGAUUUUUGGAUUCCUGUUGCUUUUUUCUAAGAAAAUUGUUUCUGCAUUGUUGUUGUUGUUUGCUGUUGUUGCAUUUUUGAUUUUUAUAAUUUGAAUAAAAUGUAUAUACAAUUCUCCUAUAAUUUUAUUUGUUCAUCAGUUUUGAAAUCUUGAAAUUUUUUGGAAAUAUUUCGGCUGGCACAUAGCUUAGUGCUUUUCCAAUGUUAUCAAAUAUUUAAAUUUUCUAUAUUAUCUAUUAUAUCUAUUUUUUUACAUAGCAGCGUUGGAUCGAACUAUCGGUUCACAUUCUUGGAAUGAGAGAUAAACUUGUUGGAAAAAGGAAACAUUAUGCUUAUAAGUAAAAAUUUUAUCUUAUAGAUUAUAAUAUUUAUGAGUCGUUGCAUUUAUGACAAAUCCAUUCAAAUAUUUACAGUUUAAAUAACCUUAGAAUGAAUCUCACCCAUUUUUUCCUUUACAGAAUGUAAUGUUUUAUUCUGUUACUAUUAAAUAUUGAUAUAUGAUAACGAAGAAUACAUGAAAAAACACAGAAAA